Centropristis striata (black sea bass) is the source of this 1086-nucleotide messenger RNA. RefSeq names its product peripheral plasma membrane protein CASK-like. Bases 764 to 1009 code for a protein of 81 amino acids. NCBI's taxonomy places the organism in Eukaryota, Metazoa, Chordata, Actinopteri, Perciformes, Serranidae. The record is from RefSeq and is a predicted model, not a curated record. The transcript has 2 exons. Gene Ontology annotation, molecular function: ATP binding; protein kinase activity. Gene Ontology annotation, biological process: protein phosphorylation.
CCGCGGAGCUGAACGUCCAGGCAGGCGGGCACACGGCGACAGCGGCGGGGGGAAACCAACACACUCUAACGGCUGGAAAAGUGUUACCGAGCCGCGGAGGAGAGACGUUAACGGAGCUUUUAGACACUUGAUCCGCCCGGCAGGUAGACAACACCGGACCACUGGUGCUGUUUAUCCCGGGAACACGUCACAGUCACCGGGAUCCGCUCGGGGAAGUGGAGAUCACCUGGAUCGGUGCUGUUACCGGGAGCCUGGUCACACCGACCACCGGGACCAGAGACACCACGACCACCCGUCUAGCUGGACCAUACACACACACACACACACACACACACACACACACACACACACACACACACAGCAGUGGAGGAGUUUACUAUAAUGUUUGUGUGACAGACACGUAUGGUUUUGCCUUGUAGGACCGGAGUACGGUACCGGGAAGCUGUGGGGAAAGGCGGGGCUCGAACCCGUGGACUCUAACCGGGAUUACCGAGCUCCCCGGAGCCGUUCACCCACAGCGACGCAGCGUUUUUUGGGGGGCGGGGGGUCGACGGAGGAGGCAACAACUGGAAUUUAGGAACCUUGGUGGGAACUCUUACCGAGCACCGUGCUGCGGGCGGACCGACUGUCUGUCGGUCAGUGAUCGGUGCCCGGCGCUCCGCCGCCUGUCGUGGCCUCCGUCCCCACGCGUUUUUAAGGAGCACCAUCAGGUUUUGGGACGCAUAUUUCGGGGAUCUUUCCCCCCCCCAGCCGGGGUCGGACUAUGGCGGACGACGACAUCCUCUUUGAAGAUGUGUACGAGCUCUGCGAGGUCAUUGGAAAGGGUCCCUUCAGCGUGGUGCGGAGAUGCAUCAACAGGGAGACGGGACAGCAGUUUGCUGUCAAAAUCGUGGAUGUGGCCCAGUUUACCUCCAGUCCUGGACUCAGCACGGAGGGUAAGAGAUCACUAUCUCUCCGUCUAUUACUCACUCUGCCGUUUCCAGCUGCUCAUAAAUAUAACGCCAGAUAAUUGCUUUUUGCCACUCUGUUGCACACUAAAAGUUAAUGCAAUGGAGAGGUCAGAGGCUCGUCCUUGUUUGUGUGUGU